Molecule: messenger RNA, 567 nt
Organism: Penicillium brevicompactum
Lineage: Eukaryota; Fungi; Ascomycota; Eurotiomycetes; Eurotiales; Aspergillaceae
Exons: 2
Coding region: 1-567 (188 amino acids)
Source: RefSeq, a predicted model, not a curated record
AUGUGUCACCCAACUUGCGACAGCCUUGAAUCCCCACGUCGCAUCUGGAUUGAGAUCGAUUCACAGAUCCUGAAUGCACUGUUCUGUGUGACUGGAUUUGGACUUGCCCCGUGGCGUAUGCGCGAUCUCUACCAAUGGUGUUGUUGGCGAUUAGGUCGGUCGGAAACGAGUCAACGAAAUGCUCUCGACCGAUUAGCUGAGAUACACCAAAACUGGUUUUUGAAAUCGCAGGCCUCGUCGUUGCUUCCUCGCAGUAGCAAGGAUUCUGAUCAAGCCUCACACUACCUUACACCUACCUCGUUGUGGAAAAUGGAUGUUGUGAUAUGCUUGGCUGUCUGCAUGUGGGGAUUCAAUCGGUUCAAUCGUCCGAGUUGGACAACUGGACUUUUUGUUGGUCUUGCAUGUGCUGUUGCUGGAUUCGCGGGUAUUUUGAUGUGGCUGGAAAAGAAACGAGUACAAAAGGCCAGUGAGCAUCCUGGCGCCCUUUUGUUGAUCCCGAGGGCUACAGAUCCCAGUAUUGUCCCUGGGGGAAGCGCAGUAUAUAGCCCAGUGGAACAGAAGUCGUGA